Messenger RNA from Oryzias melastigma (Indian medaka), 1664 nucleotides. RefSeq names its product meiosis specific with OB-fold (gene meiob). Gene Ontology annotation, molecular function: single-stranded DNA 3'-5' DNA exonuclease activity; single-stranded DNA binding. The transcript has 14 exons. Lineage: Eukaryota; Metazoa; Chordata; Actinopteri; Beloniformes; Adrianichthyidae. The record is from RefSeq and is a predicted model, not a curated record. Gene Ontology annotation, biological process: resolution of meiotic recombination intermediates. Bases 145 to 1530 code for a protein of 461 amino acids.
AGAGGACCAUUGAAGGCAUCUUCGUUUGUUUUCUUCUGUCGUAUAUGAAAUUUCCGACGGCUUUGAAUGCAACAUGUGUUGCGCCUUUAGCGCGAAAAUCUCGUAUUGACUAAAGCAGGUUUAACGAUUUAUUUUAUUUGUGGAAUGGCUUUUCACAGUUACAUUAACAUCUCUGAGCUUCAUCCCAGCUUUUCUCAUCCGAAAGUUUUUGGGAUUGUCAUUGCAAAGACGGAUGUCAGAAGCUUCCCGAACAGAAAAAAUUCUGAAGUUGAGCGCUUCACGUUUGGCUUCACCAUUAGAGACUCUCCAGACUUCUUCAUAAAUGUGUCCGCCUGGGGAAAUCAAGGAUACAUUAACAGUCUCGCUGAUAACUUCAGGAUCGGUGACUGUGUCACAGUUGAGAAUCCUCUAGUUUCCAGCAAAGACCCAGAGAAAGAUAAGUUCUGCCCGGCAACACCAAGCCACUACAGGCUGCUGGUGGUGGAGCCUCAUUCGCAGGUGUUGCUGUGCACGGACACGGACACGGUGGACGGGCUGCUGCCGCUGAUGCACCUGCCCGCGAAGGACUCCGUCGAUUUCUACUCGCUGGGCGACAUUAUGGCCAACGGGCAGAAACUGGAUGGCGCGGUGAUUAAUAUACUGGCAGCUGUCAAAACGAUCAGUGAACCCAAACAGUUCACCACCUCAGACGGACGCCGAGGACAGAGGAUGGAAGUGAAGCUCUUCGACGACUCGGUGUCCUCCUUCCCUCUGGUUUGCUGGGAUAAGGAGAGCAUCCAGCUGCUGCAGACGCUGAUUCCCCGGGAGGCGGUGCUCUUCCUCGCCGACGCGAAGGUCAGCUUCGACAGCUUUCGUGGUGGCAUGAUGGCAACCGUGAACUCCAGGAGCGUCAUUACUGUCAACCCUGACUCCCGAGAGGCCAGCCUGCUGUUCAGCUACGCCAAGCAGAUGUCCGAGUCCGGAGCUCUGGACCACGACGAGGCCGACGAUCCGGCCGUGGACUCCAUCACUGAUGUUUACACCGUAAACCAGCUGAAGCUGAAGGCGAAAGAGCAACCCGACACUUUCUUUGGCCUCACCUACAGCUUCAUCUCCAAGCUGGAUCUGGACUCCUCCGUCUCCAAAGUCAUCAAGACUCGCUGCUGUAAGUGUAAGUUCCAGGCGGCCGCGGACAUGCGGAGCUGCAGUAACCAGCUGUGUCCGGGGAGGGAGCAGCCGUUCUCCGGCUCCACCGCUUUCGACCUGCUGGUGGACGUGACCGACCACACCGGCACGCUGCAGGCCUGCAGCCUCCGGGGCGCCGCGGCGGAGCAGACGCUGGGCUGCUCGACGGACGAGUUCAUCCGUCUGAGCGACGAUCAGCGCACCGCUCUGAAGUGGAAGCUCCUCCUGGAAAGAUGCAAAAUCUGCCUGAAGAUCCUUCCCUCGGCGAGGAGGAAGAGCGGCAUCAGGACGGUGAUCCUCACCUGCUCUCUGGCCGACCCCGGAGAGGUGAAGCAGCACAUGUCGGCCGUCCUGCAGCAGCUGUGAACCAAACACGACGUCUGCUGUUCAUGUUCUGCACCUAUUGAAACGUCUGAUCCAUUAUUUAUUUAACUUAUUUACAUUGACUAAUUUAUUGUUUGUUAAACUGUUCAUGUUUAAUAAAGUUGUUCUGAAAACAA